Molecule: messenger RNA, 2562 nt
Organism: Penicillium arizonense
Lineage: Eukaryota; Fungi; Ascomycota; Eurotiomycetes; Eurotiales; Aspergillaceae
Product: RING-H2 finger protein
Exons: 3
Coding region: 1-2562 (853 amino acids)
Biological process (GO): protein ubiquitination
Molecular function (GO): ubiquitin protein ligase activity; zinc ion binding
Source: RefSeq, a predicted model, not a curated record
AUGGGACAGUCCUCUUCUACACAACGUGAACCACCUGAUAUCGGAUACCCGGAACCUCAUUCGCCUUUCUCGAUACAACGUGGCCCGAACACGAGGGAUGAAGAAAUGAACCAUAGGCAGGCGGCUGAACACAACCCGGAGGGUGCCUCCUCGCAACGUGCCGAGAUGGACACGAAUAGGGGCGAUCAAGAUACACUCGAUAUGACAAGUGAGGCACAGGAAACAUGGCAAGAACCUACGCGGUUCUCCGGUGGAUUUUCGCAACCCAUGCGCAGUAUCGAAGAGGAGAGUGACCCAGAGAUUGAACUGUCGUCGCGCGAAAUACGCACUGCAGCCUUUGCUCGAAUGGCAGCUCGGAGGCAAUCGACGAUGUCAAGACUGGGUUCUAGACUGCUUCCCAAUUCAGUCAUUCGUGGGCUUCUCAACAGCCAAGAAGAGACCCCGGCUGAGGGUCAUGCACACCGACAUGGGCUAGUGUCUAGACCCAUUCCAAGGUCAGAGACGACCUAUACAAGUGGUCGCUUCAGUCCUUUCACAUCACUCAGCUCAAGAGGGAUUACUCGACGUCGAUCUACCCGAGGGCCUUAUUUCAUUCCCCCUCGCUCGGGAUCCUCUGGACCCCCAGAUCCCUCUGGAAAUCCGCCAUAUCUCGAUUCCGCCGAUCAAGUUCCAGAGCCUACAAGAGCCUCCUGGCGUCGCAGUGUUCGAUUGAGCCGCGUGCGAAAUUCGAUUUCCUCCCCCAUCUCUCACAUGUUUGGUCAACCACACUCAAAUUUGCCGGGCCAGGGAAACCCGGCACAUCGUAUGUCGGAUCCAUCGUUGGAUGGAAGAGCGAUGGACACCCGGAUGGACUUCGGUGAACCACCCCAUGAACUUGAUUCAGUGGAACCAGCCAUUCAGGCAGGGGGUUCGUUAGCCGGCCCGCCUCCUGAACACACGAAUCCUGCUUUGAUGCGCCGAUUGCCUGGUCUUCUACGAGCGAGAUCAUCUAGAGCACUGCAACGAGAGGAGCAAACUCCUCUGUCAAGAGUUCUCCAGCUCGCUGCAGCGGCAAUUGCCGCUCAGCUCUCCGGUACUGCUGGCCCUGCCUUGCCCAACAUCCAGGCCCUAGGAAAUGAUGGCAUAGAUGGCUCUUUGGAGACCUUUAUCCAAAGUUUACAGCACGCGACCUCUGCCCAAGCCCAGCCACCCGCAGAAGGAGAAGGACCGAGUGGUUCUACGAACGAAGAACCCUCACCCCCUGUCAAUUUCCUGCGUGUUUUCCGAUUUGCCAAUUCAGAUUCGCCGGCAGGCCCUGGUGCUCCAGAACAGAACGCAAACGGCCGUAGCGAUCGCGGUACCCAGAUCCCCGAGGGAAUGGACGUUGACGAGCCUGCUGAAGGCGAAGGACGAACAGUGACCCUGGUCGUGGUUGGUGUUAGAUCGGUCCCGGCAGGGAAUGCAGGCACUGAGCAACAUGGCCCUCCGCCGCCAGGUGCUGGUGGAGCCGGUUUGGAUGCUCUUCUUGGUCUGCCAUUCUUGCCACCCAAUGUUAUUCCUCGACCGCAGGAUGCCACGGGUGAUGCGACGCAACGGGGAGAGCCACGUUUCAGAUUGCCUAUUCCUCGUCAUCCCGGCCAUGCAGGACUCCAUUCCCCCACUGGAGCACCGGCCUCGUCUCGUCCAGCAGGGCACAGUACUUCCAGAAGAUUAUCUGAUGCCGGGCCCCGUGCUGCGUUCCCAUCCUUCCCCCCUUCUGCCUUCUCCGACAGUCCUCCAGGGCCCCACCCUCCGCCAUCCACUCCAGCUGAUCAGGGUUUGUCUGCUGUGUCCUCGGGCACUUCUACUCCAAGUCGCAGACCGUCUUCUGCCUCGGCAAUUGCUCCAGAUAUUCUGCCUCAACUAAACGAGGGCCAGGCAAUGCGGCCGAGGCCGGGGUCCACGGAGGAGCCUUCGACAUUCAAUUAUGCUCACCAGCGACGCCGUAGUGAUUCCGAAUUCGCUCGUCAUCGGGCACUGGGCUCUGGUGCUGUCCGACGAAACGGCAUGGUUGAGCCCGAUCAGCCCCCACCAAGCGGAGGUCGUAGUUGGUUGAUCUAUGUUGUUGGAACCAAUCUCUCCGAGAAUCAUCCGGCUUUGACUACUCCAAGCCUUUUCACCGAUAACCCAACCUAUGAGGAUAUGAUCCUGCUCUCAUCACUAUUGGGUCCAGCUAAACCCCCUGUCGCCUCUCAGUCCGAUGUCAACUCUGCAGGCGGACUAUUUCGUCUCGUUGAGUAUGGUGGCUCCUUGGUUGCAGAAGCCCUGGAUGGCGCUGGCGCCAUUCAAAUCCAAGAUGGGGAGCGUUGCUUGAUCUGCCUGAGUGACUACGAAGUGGCGGAAGAGGUCCGAGAACUGAAUAAAUGCAAGCAUGUUUUCCACAAGGACUGCAUAGAUCAGUGGUUAACUACUGGGCGUAACUCUUGUCCCCUUUGCCGAGGUCAAGGUGUAAAUGAAACCACCAGCAAUGCAAACUCAGCGCCAGGGUCCGCUCCUGCUCCUGCUCCUGCUCCUGCUCCCGCUGCAGAUGGCACAUCCGUCUAA